Messenger RNA from Pangasianodon hypophthalmus (striped catfish), 1025 nucleotides. It is a transcript of the gene atp5pb, whose product is annotated as ATP synthase peripheral stalk-membrane subunit b. Gene Ontology annotation, biological process: proton motive force-driven ATP synthesis. Bases 128 to 886 code for a protein of 252 amino acids. The transcript has 7 exons. Lineage: Eukaryota; Metazoa; Chordata; Actinopteri; Siluriformes; Pangasiidae. Gene Ontology annotation, molecular function: proton transmembrane transporter activity. The record is from RefSeq and is a predicted model, not a curated record.
CGAUAUCACCUGUGAGACUUCUAUAGCACCCUUGCUCGUUGGAGAAGGGCACAGCGAGGCCGAGGAGCGCCAGUGUCUGCAGUAGGAUACAUUUCGGCCUGGGUUCUUGCCCUUCCUUCCUUCAGAUAUGCUGUCCAGACUUGUGUUAGUUUCAGGUUCAGCCCUGAAAAACACUGGUUCCUUUGGACCCUGUGUGGUCCAGGCCUCUCGUUCCCUCCACUCGUCUCCUCAGAGCCUGGCACCUGUGCCCCCUCUGCCAGAGAAGGGAGGAAAAGUCCGCCAUGGAAUUUUCCCAGAAGAGCUCUUCACGCUGCUGUACCCAAAGACUGGUGUCACGGGACCUUACAUGCUCGGCACUGGUCUGCUCCUGUACUUGCUCUCUAAGGAGAUCUACGUCAUCAACCAUGAGACCAUCGCUGCUGCCUCCAUUGGUGCAGUGAUCAUUUAUGGUGUCAAGAAGUUUGGUCCCCAAGUGGCAGCUUUUGCAGACAAAUUGAACGAGGAGAAAGUGGCAAAGAUCCAGGAGGUGAAAGAUCAGGCCAUGAGCAGCCUGGCUGGAGCUGUCGAGCAAGAAAAGAAGGAGCAGUGGAGAGUGGAAGGAAGGCAAAUGCUUUUCGAUGCCAAGAGGAACAACGUGGCCAUGCUGCUGGAGACCAACUACAGGGAGCGGCUUCACAUGGUCACCAAUGAGGUGAAGAAGAGGCUCGAUUAUCAGGUGGCGCUUCAGAACCUGCAGCGCCGCAUGGAGCAGGAGCACAUGGUCAACUGGGUGGAGCAGAACGUCAUAAAGAGCAUCACACCACAACAGGAAAAGGAGAGUAUUGCUAAGUGCAUCUCAGAUCUGAAAGUACUGGCUAAGGCCACUCAGGCCAAAGCCACAGCAUAGUUUCUGUUGAUGAGCCUCUCCCAUCCAUAAUCAAGCCACCCGCUUUUCUUUAUAAGUAAACUAUGUCCUCGUAAAGAUGGUCUGAUUGUGUCCUUUAAGUGUACAUACACAUUGAAUAAAGUAUUUGAUUAUUCACUAA